This is a messenger RNA of Galendromus occidentalis (western predatory mite), 4568 nucleotides long. RefSeq lists its product as uncharacterized. The record is from RefSeq and is a predicted model, not a curated record. Gene Ontology annotation, biological process: regulation of transcription by RNA polymerase II. Lineage: Eukaryota; Metazoa; Arthropoda; Arachnida; Mesostigmata; Phytoseiidae. Gene Ontology annotation, cellular component: nucleus. Gene Ontology annotation, molecular function: DNA-binding transcription factor activity, RNA polymerase II-specific; RNA polymerase II transcription regulatory region sequence-specific DNA binding.
AUGGCCGCUGAUGAGGCUUCUGAAGGAACGGCCGUCACCAUCAUCCAGUCGAUGGAAACAGAGGAGGAAGAUCCGGACGGCGGCGUAGCCGUCAAAGUUCUGGACCAGCCCCUGGUAAAUCCUCCGGUGCUCCGCGUAAAUACGGACCCGAUCCUGGAAGAUGAACCCAUGGAGAUGGAUACCGGAGCAGAGACGACCCUCGAGGAAGCUACCGAUCUUGAUGGGAAAACGCCAGAUAAGGUCCCGGGUCUCAAUGAAGACGCUGAGUCCGUCGGCAGCGGGGACAAGUCCGGAAAAGCGCAAAAAGACGACGAUGAUGUGAAGUCGGGUCGAAUCGGGGCUUCGGCUGAGCCGACGGAGCUCGAAAGCGCCGACCCGAUCGGAAAGAUUGAAGAAGUUGAGGAAGCUGCAGAGGCUGAAGACGCUGAGGAGAAGAUGAUCGAAGACGUCGACGAGGACGCCGACAACAGACUGGGUAUCGAUCAGACCGCCGGAAAGUCUGGGAACCUCGAAGAUGGGCCCCAGAACGACGCCGAGGAAUCAAACGACGCCGUCGCGAGAUCGCCUGAACAGGCCAGCGAGAAACCCGUUCCCAAAGCCGUCUCAGCGCCCCCGCUCGAUGACGAAGACACCAUCGACAGUGGUCAUGAAGAGAAAUCGACAGAGUCGGGAACGGAGACCGCCGCGCAGUCCGAAGCGAAAGAUGGUGACCAAUCGACAAGCAAGAGGGCCACGAGGAAGUCCGCGACGAAAACACCCACGCCCACGCCGCAAUCCGAUCUCGAGGACGAACCCUCGAGGAGCGAGGCCUCGGUCGAAGGCGACGAGAAUAUCGAGGGCAGUAGCAAGUCGCCCAAGCAGAAGGCUCGCAAGUCCAGCAGCGGUGGCGGCGGCGGAUCGACAUCGACCGACGAUGAAGACGGUGCCCACAGCAAUCCAUCUCAGUCUCCUCGCGAUAGAGUUUCGGAUGCUAGCAGCAGUAGUCCGAGCAAAAGCUUCGAGACCAGCUCCGAACACAUGAAAAUGAGAGGGAGACUCCAGAAGGAGUUGCGCAAAUUGGGCAUCGACAACCUCGACUCGAAACCCGAAGAGGUGAAUGCUGAAGAGGAAGAAAAACCCGCCGGUCGGCCAUCUCGUAAUGCUGCGCGCGUUGCUGCCCGCAAGAUUACGAAUGUCGUUGCGAAAUCCAACAUGACGAUGGAGAGCUUAGCGGCAAGCGACGGCGAGGAUUAUUCGGGUGACGGGAUCUCAACUCGUCUCGCGGCUCAGAAGAAGGCCGCAAACAGGAAAAAACUCACCUAUGUCAGCGGACAGAAAGCGCUAAUCAACAAUGACCUCAUGAUGGACUGUAUGGAGGAAGCCUUGGCGCCAUGUCAGAUCGACGCCUUCAGGAGUGCCGUGCACCAUUACAACACCAUCACGAACCAAAUUCACCAAAUGCAGAAACGAAAACUACAGGUCACCUUCAACAGCCGGCCUCUGACCAAUCAGGAAUACGAUCUGAUGACGAACCCGACGAAGAAAGACGACGAAAAGUACAAACUCGAACCGGCGACAUCCAAAGUCUGUCGGGGAGGUUGGAACUUGGUCACGGUACAGCGUUUGGGCACCGAACAGCUCCGACCCAAUAUCGUCAUGACCCAAUCGGCGCCGUUCGGAGAUCUACCGGACGAGGGCGAGGACGACAUGACUCGGCUCGAGGAAGAGUUCGCCAUCCACCAACUCGACACGAAUCCCGUGCCUUUAGUCAAACAUAAGUUCUUAAGGCCCACGGUCGGAACGAGGAGUCGACACUACGCGUGCGAUUGUAACGUCGAGACCGAUAUCAGUCCGGCCGAGUCCACGCUCGACGGCUACGUGUGGCGAUGCUCGAAAUGCUCACGCACUUGGAACAUCCAGCGUCCCGAGCAGACACUCUUCAGCUGGUAUGCCAAAAUACCUCUCUACAAGUUUCUCAACGUCAUCAAAUCUUGGGUUCUGGCCCAUUCGUGCGAGGAGACGGCUUCCUUGACCGGGGUCGAUACGUUCAUUGUUAGAAGUAUAUGGCGCAGUAUUCAGGAACUGUGUCAUAAGGAUGUUCUGCGGAGGAUCUUACCUCUCGGUGCAAGUGGUGACGUCGUCGAGGUCACCGCGGCCCAUAUAGACCCAUUCGUGGUUCUGGCGGCUCUCGACAAGAAGACCAAUACUUUCCGAGCGAAGGUAUUCCCCGCGAUCACGACGUCAGAGGUGGAUCUCGCGAAGGCCGCUAGUACCUGGAUCGCGAAAGACAGUGUCAUCGCCACAAAGUCCUCCAUAAUGCGGACGACGUUCAUGGAGGAGCAGAAGUUCACGAAGGUCCCCCUCCUGACCGAAACUUCGACUCUCGACGAAUUCUUGCUCAUACAUUUGUCGGAUCAUUUCGGCAACUUCAGAUUAGAGAGCUCUCACAAGCCGAUCUUGGAGGGAUUUUUGUACGAAAUUCAAUGGCGUAGAGCCUUCGGUCGAUUCGGUCCGAGAGAGAGCUUUUGGAGAAUGAUCGCCCAACUUCUCCCAACAUCCCAAGAAGGCAUGGCUUUCCUGGCUCAGGUCGCGUCCCAGUUUGUGACCCCGGGGGGACAAGUUCCGUUGGGAGUGAGACAGCCUCUAAUCGAGAGACGAAACUCGAACGACGAUGUCUUGGUCAUCCGGGACGAAGAGGAAGAAAGCGUCAUUCUGGAGAACUACUACUAUGCAAGACGCGAUGGCGAGCGACAUGUACAAAAACACAAGAAAUAUAUGAGGGACGGCGAGAUGUUCUUCCGAUGUCCCGUCUGCAAGAAAGUCGCCAAAAACAACAUCUCCAUCAUGAAGCAUAUAAGCAUGCACCUGAAGAGUAAUCGGGAGUUCAAUCCCGACGUCUCCCACAUGUGCAUCUGCCGUACGUGCUUCAGAGAGUUCGAAACACCGUAUGACUGUCAAGUUCACGUCCAGCAAGUGCACUUGGCAGCACCCGAGGGCAAACGCCUCUGCUGUAAAAUCUGCUCGUUGGGCUACAGCGACGAAGAACAACUGGUGUACCACAUGAAGACGACGCACACCGCUCGCGAUAUGCCAUUUGUUUGUAAGAUCUGUCACUACCGAUCAUCGUUCAAACAACACGUGAUGGACCACUUCCGGGAGAAGCACUCGGGCUGCAAUGCCCUCCAGUGUCCCUACUGUCUCGAGAUGUACUACUGCCAGGCGAGACAGGUCGUCACUGGCGUCCAGGGCACGACGAAGUUCUAUUCGCACCUCUUCAAACACAUGAACAACACGCCGAAAACGUGUAGUCAGUGCUCGCUGCCCUUUAUCAAGCAGAAGGAUUUGCGUGCCCAUAAGAUCGAAUGUCACAACAAGAACGUUGUCGGCAAGGGCAAGAUGACCAGUUGUGGCUGGGUUAGCGAGAAUCCGGUAAUUGUCCACAAACCGCGAAAGAAGCCGUCAAGCCCGCCGGCGAGCGAGAAGAAAGAUAGGGAAGUCUUUUCAUGCGCCUUCACUCCCUCUCCCGCAGAUGAGGAACCUCCGGAGGAUUCGGCAGACGCCAAAGUCAACUGGUUAGUCCCUUCGCUGAGGCUCCCUGAAGACGUCGAGGACUACGAUUGUCGUGAAUGUCAGAAACCGAUUACUCAGGAACAUUUCUGUCGAGUCCUCCGGUGCACGGAGUGUCAUUUCUUCACCUGCUGCCAGAGCAGUUUCACCGGUCACAUGCUGAAGCAACACGCUCAGAGGUUGUCAACGGUCCCGAAAACCAUACCGACGAUCCCGCUUCUCGACAACAAACAGAAUCCCGAGAAAUUCAUUGGCCGUUGCAAAAAGUGUGAUGAAAAGUUCGAGGACGGCAACUCGUUGGUGAAGCACCUCGUGCUGUCCUGCGGAAUCAACGAUGGAGCCACCAUCGAACUAGGGAAACGAAAGGCAGCGAUGAAACACACCCAAGUCAAACGGCGACGAGGUGCAGAACAAGAGGAGGAACACAAGUUCGAAGAUGUUGUCGGGGAGCCCUUCACAGAAGUGUUCAACACAUCGUCUUCCAACUCGGUCGGCAGCACUCCCAUCAAAACGAAUGUACCUAAACAAGCCAAAGGGCAAAAAUCCGGCGGGUCGACAGAAAUGGUUUGUUUCCUCAGUCAACUUGGUCUCCGGAACAGCUCUGAGAGUUGUUCACAAUUCAAAGUCAACUAUGCGGGACCGAAGUGUGUGAAACAACAAUGGAUCAGCAUGGGACUGGUUCAGCAAGAAAUCGAGUCGUCGAGCGAUUCUGAAGACGAAACGAAAACCAGAGAAAAAGAAGCUCGGGAGAAAGCGCGCAAAGAACGAGCGUUGGGACUCUUACCAAAAACCAAGGAGACCGACGAAGACCACAUUGGCGAAGCCAAUAGUCCCCCAAGCUCUAGCUCAAGCGAUUCCUCAGUCACUGAUGUUGAUCUCGAUUAAAUCAAAUUCGCCGCGAACUCACUUGGAAUAUAAUACACCAACUCAUCCCAUCUCCGCCCGCCUCAUCCCGCAUCCUUCUCUACAAUAACCGGCCGGAACACCUCCCUGGAAGUCGCUGUCGAAUCCAAUCGGCGACG